CUAUGCAAAAUUCAAAAGAAUACACCGCAGUAAGGUAUUAGCAAUAUGGAAGUUAUCACCAUCAUCUCAGCACAAUUGAAUCUUACUGCUAUUCACAAGGGUGAGAUCAGCGCCUCUAAAGAAGUCAGAAAACAUUUCAAAUUUACAGAAGGUUCCACUACCGUAGAGUUUGAGGCCAGCGCCGAGCUUGGAGACAGGUACACGCUCAAAGCCAAGAGAAGAAUGGAAGAAAAGUAUCCUAAAGAAGCUAUUGCUGGCUUGAAAACAUACAUCCGGGCUAAAGGCUUGGUGCCAGGGGAUAGAAUUACCAUCUCCAAGGUGGGAAAUGAAGUUAAAGUGUUUGGCUCAGUAUUCCGUCCCCCACUUUACUAUAUCCACUAUGAGAAGGCAGCCCAAGGAGGUGGAAAUUUUGCUGGUUCCGGAGCAGGUGAGAACUGAUGAUGAUUGGAAGCCAACUAUUUAUCUGCAGUCUUGUGUGUCUACAUGUUAUCAGUUAGGAAUGCCUGGCUUUAAUAAGUUGUGUUCUAGCUAGUAGCUAGGCUAGCGUCGGUAUCCUUUUGUUGUUCUUAUCUUAUAUAUGUAGUCCUGUUGCUUGUGUUGUUGCAUAUCACAUAAUAAGUAGUGAAUCUGUGUUUUUAUUUUUAUUUUUUUAUUCCCUGAUGGCUGGUUCAUGAAUUACUUCUAUUCCAUUGCAAUAAGAGUACUGGUGAUAA
Messenger RNA from Rubroshorea leprosula, 713 nucleotides. The record is from the annotation of a GenBank genome assembly. NCBI's taxonomy places the organism in Eukaryota, Viridiplantae, Streptophyta, Magnoliopsida, Malvales, Dipterocarpaceae.